Messenger RNA from Phyllostomus discolor (pale spear-nosed bat), 1920 nucleotides. RefSeq names its product hepatocyte nuclear factor 4 alpha (gene HNF4A). The record is from RefSeq and is a predicted model, not a curated record. Gene Ontology annotation, molecular function: nuclear receptor activity; nuclear steroid receptor activity; RNA polymerase II cis-regulatory region sequence-specific DNA binding. Lineage: Eukaryota; Metazoa; Chordata; Mammalia; Chiroptera; Phyllostomidae. Gene Ontology annotation, biological process: anatomical structure development; cell differentiation; positive regulation of transcription by RNA polymerase II. The coding region runs from base 107 to 1561 and encodes 484 amino acids. The transcript is spliced from 10 exons. Gene Ontology annotation, cellular component: nucleus.
CUCUGGGAGGAGACGGGGGGAGGGUGCAGGGCGGGGGCCGCUCGGCCAGGAGCCUUCGAGGUGGGCGCCCUGGGCAGGGCAAGUGACUGAGGUGUGGAGGGGGAGGAUGCGCCUCUCCAAAACCCUUGUCGACAUGGAUAUGGCCGACUACAGUGCUGCGCUGGACCCCGCCUACACCACCCUGGAGUUCGAGAACGUGCAGGUGUUGACCAUGGGCAAUGACACAUCUCCAUCAGAAGGUGCCAACCUCAGUGCAGCCAACAACCUGGGCGUCAGCGCCUUGUGCGCCAUCUGCGGGGACCGGGCCACGGGCAAGCACUACGGCGCCUCGAGCUGCGAUGGCUGCAAGGGCUUCUUCCGGCGGAGCGUGAGGAAGAACCACAUGUACUCCUGCAGGUUCAGUCGGCAGUGCGUGGUGGACAAAGACAAGAGGAACCAGUGCCGCUACUGCAGGCUCAAGAAGUGCUUCCGGGCUGGCAUGAAGAAGGAAGCCGUGCAGAACGAGCGGGACCGGAUCAGCACGCGCAGGUCAAGCUACGAGGACAGCAGUCUGCCCUCCAUCAACGCGCUCCUGCAGGCCGAGGUCCUGUCCCAGCAGAUCACCUCCCCUGUCUCCGGGAUCAAUGGCGACAUCCGGGCAAAGAAGAUCGCCAGCAUCGCGGAUGUGUGCGAGUCCAUGAAGGAGCAGCUGCUGGUGCUCGUGGAGUGGGCCAAGUACAUCCCGGCGUUCUGCGAGCUCCCCCUGGACGACCAGGUGGCGCUGCUCAGAGCCCACGCCGGCGAGCACCUGCUGCUCGGAGCCACCAAGCGAUCCAUGGUGUUCAAGGACGUUCUGCUGCUCGGGAACGACUACAUCAUCCCGCGGCACUGCCCGGAGCUGGCGGAGAUGAGCCGGGUGUCCAUGCGCAUUCUCGACGAGCUGGUGCUGCCGUUCCAGGAGCUGCAGAUCGAUGACAACGAGUACGCCUGCCUCAAAGCCAUCAUCUUCUUUGACCCAGAUGCCAAGGGUCUGAGCGACCCGGGUAAGAUCAAGCGGCUGCGGUCCCAGGUGCAGGUGAGCCUGGAGGACUACAUCAACGACCGCCAGUACGACUCGCGUGGCCGCUUCGGUGAGCUGCUGCUGCUGCUGCCCACCCUGCAGAGCAUCACCUGGCAGAUGAUCGAGCAGAUCCAGUUUAUCAAGCUCUUCGGCAUGGCCAAGAUCGACAACCUGCUGCAGGAGAUGCUGCUGGGAGGUCCGUGCCGGGCCCCGGAGGGGCUGAGAGGAUCCUCCAGCGACGCCACCCAUGCCCAUCACCCCCUGCACCCUCACCUGAUGCAGGAGCACAUGGGCACCAACGUCAUCGUCGCCAACACCAUGCCCGCUCACCUCGGCAACGGGCAGAUGUGUGAGUGGCCCCGACCCAGGGGGCAGGCAGCCACCCCUGAGACGCCGCAGCCCUCACCGCCAGGUGGCUCGGGGUCCGAGCCCUACAAGCUCCUGCCAGGAGCGGUCGCCACCAUCGUCAAGCCCCCCUCCGCCAUCCCGCAGCUGACCAUCACCAAGCAAGAAGUCAUCUAGCAAGCCGCCGGGGGUCGGGGGCUCUGCUGGCCCCCCAGCCCCCUCAGAGAGCCCCUGGUGGUCCCUCCGUCCCAGUGGAGGGAGCUGUGACCCGAACAGGGCCAGCCCCAGAGCAAGAAUGAAAAGGGCGAAGGGCCCAAGAACCUGGGCCGUGGACCGUAUCCCAUUGCCACCCUCCACCCCUGCUCUGGACGCGGGGCUCCGACCUGGGGACACCCCAGCUGGACACCCUCGGCUGCCUCAGACAACUUCGCUGAAGCCACUGCCUUCCCCUCAUCCGCUGCCGCCCCACCCACUUCGCCGGCGGAGGACCUCGCUCCAGCGAGGCCCCUCCCCCUCAGGCCCGCCCCUCCCUCCCA